AUGUCGUCAGAGUUAAAAUUAUUGAAACAGCGAAUAAUUGUGCUUGAAGCCGAGAACACUGCUGUUAAGUUAGAUGUCAAGCGUGAAGUUGAGAAUACUGAGCUCAAAGCUGAAGUAUUAAAGUUAAGAUACGAUUUUGAGGAGCUCAAACGGCAAACCCUAGUUAUUACUAGCGCACAGGAUAUGCCUUCUUUUGCAGAGCAAAGUCACUUACGUGGCACAGAAGAUAUUUCGCAUUCCCCAACCAAUUCACCAUUUCCAAGAAAGGUCAUAAUGGACUCACCGGAUGGAACUGAAUUUGGGUUGAUUCAUGCUUUGUUGCCUCAUCCAUAUUCAUAA
Molecule: messenger RNA, 339 nt
Organism: Acaulospora morrowiae
Lineage: Eukaryota; Fungi; Glomeromycota; Glomeromycetes; Diversisporales; Acaulosporaceae
Source: the annotation of a GenBank genome assembly